ACAGAAAAAACACUCCCCCGACUGUUCGUUUUCCCUUCACUUCCUUACUCUCUCUCCUUCCCUGUCCUUCUCUCGCUCCCCCUCUCACUCGCGUAUUUCUAGAAAACAUGAAGGGAAAAGAAGGGAAGAUUCCGGCGAGGACGAAAGUCAAGUGAAAGUUUUAAGAAGCUUUCGAAGGUCUGGUAGGAAGGGCAACUUUGGAGAGCGGAUGGACGGGAGGAAGGAAAAGAUCAAUUCAGCUGUAUGGCAUGAUAAACGGAUAAACAUAAACACUGCUUGAAAUCAUAAACUCCAAUCAACUGCGCAGCGCCAUUCGCCACUCGUCGCCCCCUGUGCCCUGAAUGUGUGACUUUGAACUGGGUGAUUUUUGCAAGCUUUUUUUCUGUUGCCUCUGUCCUGAACAGAAGAGACAGGGCGUUUGACAAUUCCGAACUCUCCCCGGAAAAAAUCUUAAAAUUAAGGAGUAGGGUGCCGAACAGGGCAAGACGCCGAAAUGGCUGGGGCGAAGCCGGGAGUUCACGCUCUGCAACUCAAACCGGUGUCCGUCCAUGAAACACUGAAACGGGGAAGCAAAUUUAUCAAAUGGGAUGAGGAACCCAGCACCGGCCAGCCCUCGCUCAUCACCCUCAAGGUGGACCCAGAGGGAUUCUUCCUGUACUGGACGGGCGGUGCGACCCUGGAGGUGGAAGUCUUGGAUAUCAGCCAUAUCAGGGACACCAGAACAGGGAAAUAUGCCAAGUUACCAAAGAGCCCCACCGUGCGGGACGUUCUCGGUUUUGGCAAGAACGAGGGCAACGUGGAGGCCAAGCUGGUGACUGUCGUCCAUGGCAACGACCUCGUCAACGUCUCCUUCCUCAACUUCCAGGCCAUGCAGGAGGAUGUGGCCAAGGUUUGGACAGAAGAGUUGUUUAAACUCUCCACCAACAUACUCUCCCAGAACUCCUCGCGAAACACCUUUUUGUUGAAGGCAUACACUAAGUUAAAGUUACAGGUGUCUUCAGAUGGGAAAAUCCCAGUAAAGAACUUCCUGAAGAUGUUCUCAGACAAGAAGCGAGUGGAGAGUGCGCUGGAGCAGUGUGGCCUCAUUGUCAAUAAGUCUCAAGUGGAGGGGAUCAAGCCAGAUGACUUAACGCGGGAAAUGUUCCUGAACUUCCUCAACUUCCUCUGCCUGAGGCCUGAGAUUGAGCGCAUCUUUGUGGAUACAGGUUCAAAAGGGAAGCCUUUCCUGUCUCUGGACCAGAUGCUGGACUUCAUGAACCGUAAGCAGCGCGACUCGCGUCUAAACGAGGUCCUGUAUCCACCUCUCAAACGCGAGCAGGUGCGGCAGAUCAUGGAGAAGUACGAGCCCAACACCAGCCAGCUGGACAGAGAUCAGAUCUCUCUGUUGGGCUUCAGUAGAUACCUGGGGGGAGAGGAGAACUCCGUGGUUCCUCCAGAGAGGCUGGACGUCAUUGACGACAUGACCCAGUCGCUGUCCCACUACUUCAUCAACUCCUCGCACAACACCUACCUCACAGUGGGCCAGCUGACGGGGCUGUCCUCGGUGGAGAUGUACAGGCAGGUGUUGCUGACAGGCUGCCGCUGUGUGGAGCUGGACUGUUGGAAGGGCCGCCUCCCCGACGAGGAGCCCUACAUCACCCACGGCUUCACCAUGACCACCGAGAUCCCAUUUAAGGAAGUGAUUGAGGCAAUUGCAGAGAGUGCGUUCAAGACCUCGCCAUAUCCCCUGAUCCUCUCCUUUGAAAACCACGUGGACUCUGCGAAGCAGCAAGCCAAGAUGGCAGAGUAUUGCCGCACCAUCUUUGGCGAUGCGCUCCUCAUCGACCCGCUGGAGAAAUACCCGCUGGUCCCAGGUCAUCCACUGCCGUCCCCCCAGGAGCUGAUGGGGAAGAUCCUGAUCAAGAACAAGAAGAAGCACCACCACCGCACGACCAACGGGGGCAGCGUCAGGCGCAGGAACACUGACGGAGGGGACAUCUCAGACCAGGCCUCGCCUAUCAAUGACUGUCCUUUGUCUGAUGGAGAGAGCAACCACAUUAUGUCCAAUGGAGAGGAGAAGCUGGCAGAGCGGAUGGUCAAAGACAGCGAACCCCGUAAAUCCAUUGACGUGGAGAGUGAGGAAGAUGAGGAGGAAGAGCCAGUGGCAGAUCCCAAGAAACCAAACUCAGACGAGGGCACGGCCAGCAGUGAGGUCAAUGCCACCGAGGAGAUGUCCACACUGGUCAACUACAUCGAGCCAGUCAAGUUCAAGUCCUUUGAAGUAGCAGGCAAGAGAAAUAAAUACUAUGAGAUGUCCUCUUUCGUGGAGACCAAAGGCAUGGACACACUGAAGAGCUCUCCGGUGGAAUUUGUAGAAUAUAAUAAGAAGCAGCUGAGUCGUAUCUACCCUAAGGGCACGAGGGUGGACUCCAGUAACUACAUGCCCCACCUCUUCUGGAACGUGGGCUGCCAGAUGGUGGCGCUCAACUUCCAGACCCUCGACCUGCCCAUGCAGCUGAACAUGGGUGUGUUUGAGUACAAUGGGGGCUGUGGCUACUUGCUGAAGCCAGAGUUUAUGCGGCGUACAGACAAGCACUUUGACCCCUUCACUGAAAACAUUGUGGAUGGCAUCGUCGCCAACACCGUCAAAAUCACGAUUAUCUCGGGCCAGUUUCUGAACGAGAGGAAGGUGGGUGUGUAUGUGGAGGUGGACAUGUUUGGCCUGCCCUCUGACACCAAGAGGAAGUUCCGCACACGCACCUCCAACAACAACUCAUUGGACCCUGUAUGGACCGAAGAGAGCUUUGUCUUCAAUAAGGUGAUCCUGCCUAAUCUCGCCUCGCUGCGGGUGGCCGUGUUUGAGGAGAACGGGAAGUUCAUUGGGCACCGCAUCCUGCCGGUGCUGGCGCUGCGCCCAGGUUACCACUACAUCAGCCUGAAGAAUGAGCUGAACCAGCCUCUCCUGCUGUCCUCUCUGUUUGUGUACAUUGAGGCUCAGGACUACAUUCCCAAUGAGCACCAAGAGUAUGCUGAAGCCCUGACUAACCCCAUCAAGCACGUCUCUCUGCUGGACCAGAGGGAUCGGCAGCUGGCUGUGCUAAUGGAGGAUGAGCACACCUCAGAGAAACGGGAGCAGGAGCGGUUUGACCUUCGACCUUUAGACCCUAACCCCAUGCCCGUACUCCCACUCCUGCCUGAGCUCCAGGACGUCCAAAUCCCCGGGGCAGUCGUAGGCCAGAAAGAGUCAUCACAGUCCUCAUCGACACUGUGCUAGCAGUAAUUAAGGCCCAGUCUAUAGAUGAAUUGAAACUACAGAAGUCUUAUGUGAAGCUGCUAAGGAAACAGUGCAAGGAGCUCAAGGAGCUGCGCAAGAAACACCUCCGGAAGGUGUGGUCUGUGAGUAAAGAACAGAAGAGUCGGUGUAACAAGGUGACCUCGGACAUUCAGAGACGUCGCAGUCAAGUAGAAAAGAAGCUAAGACUCAGCAUCAAAAAGAAUGAGCCGGAGGAGCCGGU
Molecule: messenger RNA, 3494 nt
Organism: Alosa sapidissima (American shad)
Lineage: Eukaryota; Metazoa; Chordata; Actinopteri; Clupeiformes; Clupeidae
Gene: plcb3
Product: phospholipase C, beta 3 (phosphatidylinositol-specific)
Exons: 29
Coding region: 494-3253 (919 amino acids)
Biological process (GO): lipid metabolic process; phosphatidylinositol-mediated signaling
Molecular function (GO): phosphatidylinositol-4,5-bisphosphate phospholipase C activity; calcium ion binding; calmodulin binding
Source: RefSeq, a predicted model, not a curated record